AUGAAAUCAGAUUUUAUUUGCCUUCGAAAACAUUUAUUUAGAGAUUCGAUAUAUCAUAUUGAUAUCCAAAACGAUAAAUUACUGUUACUUAAUACUGAAGGACUAACAAAAUAUUCAAUAAGUUUAAAUUGGUCUGUAGAAAUUAGUUGGAAUAACUUGAACUCAGAUCCUGCUUUUGGAUUAGUGAUCAACUAAAAAAUUAAAUGGUUCCAUGCUAAGCCCAAAAUAAUAGAAACGCUGAGAACCACACUUAAAAAACGCAUUACUUCUACUGAUUUUUAAGUAUUUUAUAAUCUAGGAUCGCACAUAUCCAAAGGCCAAAAUAGUUAUUGCUAUGAAUUCAUUUCAAAUGGUGAUUAUUAAUUGAAUUAUGUUGCUAAACUUAUAAAACAAGAACAAAUUAGAGACAUAAACUAAUUAUACAAUGAACUAAAUAUACUUAAAAUAUUGAAUCAUUAAGGACUUCCUAAAUUGGUUGAAUUCUUUAGAACAAAUAAUACUUAUUAUAUUGUAAUGGAAAAAAUAGAGGGAUAAAAAUUGAGUAGAUUGAAUUCGACAAAAAAACAAUAAUUAAGUUUAAUUUAGAUAUAGUCAAUUAUCAUCGAGUGCUUAAAGAUUUUAUAAUACCUAGAAUAAAUAUAAGUAAUCCAUAGAGACAUCCAGCCAGACAAUAUUAUCUAUGAUCAAAAACUGCAAACUGCAUCAGUGAGAUUAAUUGACUUCGCCAAAGCUUCCAUUUCUGGUUCUGAUCAAAAAAUAUUAGGUACUCCUGGAUUCAUAGCUCCUGAAAUUUUAAGGGAAAACAAAUAUUCUACAGAAUCAGACAUGUUCUCUUUGGGUUGUGUAUUUUAUAAAUUAUUGGUUAAAUAAGAUCUAUUUUAAGGAGUCAGUAGAGAUGAUACUUUGAAAGAAAACCAAAAAUGCUUAUUUAAUCUAAGGAAUCUUCAAUUAAUACGAAUUCCAUAAAGUGCUUAACAUUUACUUUCUUAAAUGUUGUAAAUCGAUCCUAAACAAAGGAUCAAGCCAAUUGAAGCAUUAAAUCAUCAUUUCUUUAAAGAAAAUAUGGACAAUCUUGCAUCUCCAAAGAUAAGAGCAAAAAAUUUAUCAUUACAUUAAUCUAUUCAUAACUUGGAUGCCAUUUUGACCAGCCCUUCAUAAAAUUAAUUGAUUUUGCUGGAUUAAUAAAUAAGAAUUGAUUACUUUUAAAAUGAACUACCUCCAAUAAACUAAGUCCCAGUUAUGAAAUAAGUCAAAGGAGGAUACCGUUCUAGUCCUCAAACUGAAACUGAUACUUCAAAGAAAAGCCAGACUGAAAAUAUAUCAAAUUGA
Paramecium tetraurelia is the source of this 1329-nucleotide messenger RNA. RefSeq lists its product as uncharacterized. NCBI's taxonomy places the organism in Eukaryota, Ciliophora, Oligohymenophorea, Peniculida, Parameciidae. Gene Ontology annotation, biological process: protein phosphorylation; mitotic DNA damage checkpoint signaling. The transcript is spliced from 3 exons. Gene Ontology annotation, cellular component: nucleus; cytoplasm. Gene Ontology annotation, molecular function: protein serine/threonine kinase activity; ATP binding. The record is from RefSeq and is a predicted model, not a curated record.